Molecule: messenger RNA, 653 nt
Organism: Nelumbo nucifera (sacred lotus)
Lineage: Eukaryota; Viridiplantae; Streptophyta; Magnoliopsida; Proteales; Nelumbonaceae
Gene: PSBR
Product: photosystem II subunit R
Biological process (GO): photosynthesis
Cellular component (GO): photosystem II; thylakoid membrane; photosystem II oxygen evolving complex
Source: RefSeq, a predicted model, not a curated record
GUGUUGAGAAAGAGAGAAUAGAGAGGGAGAGAGCAGUAGCAGCAGCAGCAGCAAUGGCAGCCUCUGUUAUGUCUUCUUUGAGCUUGAAGCCAUCUCCUUUCCUUGAGAAAUCAGCUGUUAGAGGCUUGCCUUCUCUUGCAAGGCCUUCUUCUUCCUUCAAAGUUCAGGCCAGCGGUGGCAAGAAGAUCAAGACAAACACCCCCUAUGGACCCGGAGGUGGCAUGAACUUGAAGAAUGGUCUUGAUGCAUCAGGAAGGAAGCCCACGGGGAAGGGUGUGUAUCAAUUUGUUGACAAAUAUGGUGCUAAUGUUGAUGGAUACAGUCCGAUCUACACACCGGAUGAGUGGUCUCCCAGUGGUGAUGUCUAUGUUGGUGGUACUACUGGUUUAGCCAUAUGGGCUGUUACCCUUGCUGGCCUUCUAUUGGGAGGUGCCCUACUUGUUUACAACACAAGUGCCUUGGCACAGUAGAAUGUUUGUAAUGUAUGUCUUAAUACUGUCUCUAGGUAGUGUCUCCAAUUCCCACUCUCCUUUGUGUUGAAAACUUAAGUAUAUAUUUUGACAUGCAUAUAAAUUCAUGUAUGUAAUCUUUUGGACUGAAUAUCAUUUUAUUCAAGUUAAGUUAAUGAAAAUCCUUCUGCUAAUGUCUAUAAA